GCCUCUAUUCAGAGAAGGAAAAAGCCUGCUUCACAGAAAAAGCGUCGGUUUAAGACUCAUAAUGAACACUUGGCUGGAGUGCUGAAGGAUUACUCGGACAUAACCCCUGGCAAAUAGAGAACACUUUUGUCUUCAAACAAGGUUCAGACACAGUCAAGAUUUUUCUUGUUGAUGUUUGGAAUCUGAAAACUGUCUUUCCAUCUGCUGCUUAGGACUGAAGAGAGGAGCAGUUCAGUUUACAGAACAAGUGCAAAUUACCAAACUCAGAGUUUAUUUUAAUUCAGUAGGCUAUUUAAUUCAAAUACGGUAUUCCUGUUAACUCUGCUACGGUUCUGGGAGAAAGGCACUUGGUAUGGCAUGCAGGUCUCUUUGCUGUUCACCCAGUUUCUAAAUGGUUCCUGCUUCCAUGUCUCCUCCUCAUUGCUUUAUAGCAAGUUGGCAGGUAGUCUUGAAUGCAGUAUUUGUUUAUUCCAAAAGAAAAUAUUUAUAAUAAAAUCAUUUGUAAGAGGAUUUUUAAGAAA
Molecule: messenger RNA, 521 nt
Organism: Nannospalax galili (Upper Galilee mountains blind mole rat)
Lineage: Eukaryota; Metazoa; Chordata; Mammalia; Rodentia; Spalacidae
Product: general transcription factor IIE subunit 2
Biological process (GO): transcription initiation at RNA polymerase II promoter
Cellular component (GO): transcription factor TFIIE complex
Source: RefSeq, a predicted model, not a curated record